UCUGUCAAAGCAGGAAGUGUGGGUGGAUUUUGUCAUUGAUCGUGGCUUUUCUACUGUAUCUGUUAUUAAUGUUCACAACAAACGAGAUGAUCUGCAUGUGCUGACUUUAUACAGUAAAAGCCACAAAGCAUGCUAAAUUCACUCUGGAGCAGAGGACGUCCAGACACAAACCACACUAAUGCUGAUGAUCAGUCCAAGAAUGGCUUCGGGAAUGCAAGAGAAACAGUACACCCCAUCUCUUCUCAGUUUUUUCGUCUAUAAUCCUUCAUUUGGGCCACGGGAGGGAGAGGAGGAGAAGAAGAUUUUAUUCUACCAUCCUAGUGAGGUUGAGAAGAAUGAGAAGAUCCGUAAUGUUGGCCUUUGUGAGGCCAUUGUACAGUUUACCAGAACCUUCUGUCCAACAAAGCCUGCUAAAUCCCUACACACGCAGAAGAACAGGCAGUUCUUCUUUGAAGCAGAGGACAGUUUCUGGAUCGUCAUGGUGGUGCGGAACCCGAUGGUAGAAAAACCUAAUAAAGAUGGGAAACCUCCCACGAUAGAAUAUCAAGAAGAAGAAAUACUUGACACCGUUUAUGGUGCAGUAUUACGGGAAUGCUACAGUAUGUACAAGCUCUUCAACGGCACAUUUGGCAGAGCAAUGGAAGCAGGCGGGGUGGAGCUGCUCAUGCAGAAGCUUGACAAGUUCUUUUACAGGUAUCUGCAGACGCUGCACCUGCAGUCCUGUGACCUGCUGGACGUGUUCGGGGGAAUCGCCUUUUUCCCCCUGGACAAGAUGACCUACCUGAAGAUCCAGUCAUUCGUUAACAGAGUGGAGGAAAGCCUCAGCCUGAUUAAAUACACAGCUUUCCUCUACAACGACCAGCUCAUAUGGAGUGGUCUGGAGCAGGAUGACAUGCGGAUCCUGUACAAGUACCUGACGACGUCACUGUUCCCCAGACACUCCGAACCAGAGCUGGCUGGUAGGGACUCUCCCCUAAGGCCAGAGGUGGCAGGGAAUCUGCUUCACUAUGGGAGGUUUUUGACAGGACCUGUUAACCUCAAAGACCCAGAGGCCAAAUUCCGGUUCCCUAGAAUAUUUGUCAACACAGAGGACAGUUAUGAGGAGCUGCAUCUGAUAGUUUAUAAGGCGAUGAGUGCAGCGGUUUGUUUUAUGAUCAGUGCAUCGGUGGAGCUGACGAGGGAGUUCUGUGAGCAGCUGGAUGGGCUGGUGGGACCUCAGCUCACCCUGCUGGCCUCAGACAUAUGUGAACAAUACAAUGUCAACCGCAGGAUAUCAGGGCCGGACAAGGAGCCCCAGUUUAAGUUCAUCUACUUCAACCACAUGAACCUGGCAGAGAAGAGCACCAUCCACAUGAGGAAGACAGCCAGCGUCUCUCUGACUUCCGUCCACCCAGACCUCAUGAAGAUUCUGGGAGACAUCAACUGUGACUUCGCCCGGGUUGAUGAAGAUGAAGAGAUCAUUGUGAAGGCUAUGACAGACUACUGGGUGGUUGGCAAAAAGUCGGACCAGAGAGAGCUGUACGUUAUCUUGAACCAGAAGAAUGCCAAUUUGAUUGAAGUUAAUGAGGAAGUGAAGAGGCUCUGUGCGACACAGUUCAACAACAUUUUCUUCUUGGACUGAAAGAAAUAAAGAAAAGAAAGAACUGCACGCAGAAGAGGGAGAGAAAGAGAGACGGUGAGAGGGCAAUGGACUGUUUCACCACACUAAAACUGUCAGCAUUGCAGGGUAUUAUGACAGCAUCAGUGUAAUGCAAUAAUUGCAUAGAUUAGGUAAGAGUUCGACUAAUACCAUGGAAACGCCACACACCCGUCCCCCCAUGGGGGAUAGGUCCAGAAUCUAUUUAGUAACCACAUUAUAGGCCUGUUAGAACACGUACAGUGCCUAGUGAAAGUAUACACAGCACUUGCACAGUCUUCACAUUUUGCUGCCUUAACAUUAAAUCUAAAC
This is a messenger RNA of Coregonus clupeaformis (lake whitefish), 1948 nucleotides long. RefSeq names its product vacuolar fusion protein CCZ1 homolog. Gene Ontology annotation, cellular component: intracellular membrane-bounded organelle; Mon1-Ccz1 complex. The transcript is spliced from 17 exons. The record is from RefSeq and is a predicted model, not a curated record. The coding region runs from base 179 to 1621 and encodes 480 amino acids. Gene Ontology annotation, biological process: vesicle-mediated transport. NCBI's taxonomy places the organism in Eukaryota, Metazoa, Chordata, Actinopteri, Salmoniformes, Salmonidae.